AUGAAUAUGAUUACAAAGAAGUAUCUAGUGAUCGAAUGGGGUAAUGAUAUUAAAGGUAAAGAGCCAUUUUCUUUCAUUGUUAAUGAUGAGAAAAUUGAAUCAUACAAACAUAUUUCAAUCAUGAUUUCAAAAACUGUUCAUGAUCAGUAUUUGCGUGAUAGUUCAAUUAAAUCUGUUACUACAUAUUUGAAUUUAUUAUGCAACAACACAAUUGAUAUUAUUUCUGAAUUUUUCAAAACUGGAGCUCUUAGGUUCGAGAAUGAUUGCCUGCAUAAUAGAGAUAUAUUUGAAGUUGGUAAAGCAUUUGGAAUCGAAUUCUUAACAGAUAUAUUUUGCGCAUUUGUUAAUUCCACUUAUAAAGAAAUCAACAAAGAGAAUUUUUAUGAUAUUUAUGAUUGUGCAACAACAAAAAAUGAUACCAAUAAGAUCAAUGAAUGCAUUUCUUUCUUUGCAUCAAGAAUGUUUGAUUUUCAAGAAGAUUAUAAAAUUAUAACAUUCAAACGAUAUGGUUAUGACUUUUUUGAACGAGUUUUAACUUCAAAAUCUCUUAAAGUAUCAAAUGAAGAUUCAGUAGUCAGUACAAUAAUAUCCAUGAGUGAAAUAGAUAACUCAUUCUUUCCUCUUCUUAACCAUGUCAGAGUUGAAUUUUGCAACAAUAACUCUAUCACAUCUAUCAAAAAUCAUUCAAUUAAGCACAGUUUAGAGUCUAUCUCAACAGAAGUUUUCGAACGUGCACUUCUCCAUCGUUCACUAAUUCCACAUAAGCUUCAAAUCUCUAAUGCAAACUAUUUUAGUAGAGAAUCUAUUCCGAACCCUUUCAAGAAUUCUAAAAUUGAAGAAUAUCAUUGUUUGGAUCACUCAGAUGAAAACAUGAGAAAAUUAAUGAGUUUGAGUAAAACAAAAGAUAACUUUGGUAAAAUCUUUAAAAUUCUUGAAAAAGCAUCAAGUGAAGCAGAUAUUGCAACAAUAAAAUUAGCGAUUGAUGAAAAAUAUUCUGACGUUCAGGGUAAGUUUAAUAGAAAUAUGAUUCUUGAAGCAGCACGGAAAAAUAAUCUAAAUCUAGUUCAACAUUUGUUUAAUCAUGGUGCAGAUAUUAGAAGUAGAUCUUCUACCAAGAGAACAAUUCUUCACUUUUUCUGUCAGGAGGGAAAUCUAGAAGCUGUAAAAUUUGCUCUUAACUUCAUCGAUAUUAAUGAUGUAAAUAAUGGGAAUGAAACACCUCUUCAUGAUGCUAUAUAUAAUAAUCGAGCAAAUAUCUGUGAAUAUCUUAGCUCUCAAACAAAUAUAAAUAAAAAUAUAAAAACUAAUGCUAAUGAAACUGCUCUUCAAUUGACAAUUCGACUCAAACAACAACAAUGUGUUGAUAUUCUUCGAAGAAAUGGAUUUACAGAAUAG
Molecule: messenger RNA, 1395 nt
Organism: Trichomonas vaginalis G3
Lineage: Eukaryota; Parabasalia; Trichomonadida; Trichomonadidae
Product: spectrin binding
Exons: 1
Coding region: 1-1395 (464 amino acids)
Biological process (GO): regulation of transcription by RNA polymerase II
Molecular function (GO): transcription factor binding
Source: RefSeq, a predicted model, not a curated record